GAAUAAAGAAAAGUUACGAAAACGGAAAAAUUUAACUUUGUAGUUUGCAAGUCUUCGUUUGUGUACUUUGUGUAUAGAUUUAGUUAGUUGUAGCAAAUUAAUAAUAGUGCUAGCAAAUAGACAUAUAACUAAAGAGUUAUAUAGCAAUACUUUGAUAAUAUAAAAUGCAUUAUGUACAAAAAUAUUUGGAUAAAUUGCAGGCACCGAAGUUAAAUAACACAUCUUUGAGUAAUGGAUACAAAACAAAUAUAUUUUUAUAUUGCAAUUAUUACAGCUUUUACUCUCAAAAGGUUUUGAUGGCACUAUACGAAAAAAAUAUAGACUUCGAACCAAUAGUUAUAGAUAUAACUAAAGGUGAACAGUAUUCUCCAUGGUUUCUGGAACUUAAUCCUCGGGGAGAAAUCCCAGUUCUUAAAGUAAACAAAUCCAUUAUUCCGGAUUCCACCAGAAUUUUAGAUUAUUUGGAGAUGUACCUGGAUCAAGAGAACCCACCAUUACUGGAGGUUUCUCAAGAUCCGAAAGUAAUGAUGAACAUUGUUAAGUUUCGGGAACUAAUUGAAGCCCUGCCUGCUGGUGUAAUUACUGUGGGAUCAUUCUUCCAUCCACAUCUUUCUGGACGGCCCAAAUUACCAUUCAUUUUGCCAGUUAGAGAAGUGCUCAAAAGUGGUGAUUUAAGUAAUUCUAAAAAUCUAAGAAGGUUGGCUGAAGAAAAUCCAAAGGCCAAGAGUGUUCUUCUAUACAAAGCAGAGAUACAGGAUCGAAAACAAGAAAUACUUACCAAUGAAGAAGAAUAUCUUAAAAUCAUUAAUAUAGUUGAUGAUGUACUUUCACAAGUUGAAGAGCAGUUGAAAAAACAAAAUGAUGAUAGUUGGCUUUGCUGUGAUAAAUUUAGUAUUGCUGAUAUUAAUUUGGCUGUGCUUUUACAACGUUUGUGGGAGUUGGGGCUGGAUGAGCGCUUUUGGGCAUUCGGCAAACGCCCCUACAUUGAGAAUUACUUUGUCCGUGUCAAACAAAGAGAUUCUUUCCAAAAGACCAUUCCUGGCCUACCGGUCCAUGUUAAAAUGAUUUUGACAUCACAACCGCCUAUAUAUGUUGCUUCGGCGGGAAUUGUGUCCAUUUCUCUUGUGAUUACAUUGGCAUAUCUUUUCAAGAAAUUAAUAUGGUAAUAGAGAUAAUUAUGGAAAAUUAGUAAGUAUUAAAAUGUAAUAGAAAUACCAAAAUUCAUAUUAUCACAGUAUUAAUCAAUGUCUUCCUUCAAAUUGUUUGUAAUAUCAAAGACUUGUUAUAGCUAGAGCCUCAUCAAGAAUAUUAACAUUUUGAUAUAACUUAUACACUUUAAUAAUUUACAACAAAAUACAUUUCUUCAAAUAUAUUUUUGCUAACAAGUGAAAUUAUUUUCUAUAAAUAAUGACAACUUGUUUAUAAAUUAAUAAAAAACUCUUACUAAUCACAUUGUUCCGAGGCUAUGUGAAAUUAAAUCAUUCCAAAGCAGCUUUAAUGCGGUAUUUUGAAAAAUAAUAAAAUGCAUUACAAUUAUUACACAACUGUCCAGAUGAAUAAAGAUUAUAAAUAUAUUUAUAUCCAGUGUUAUCCCAUAAUCAGUAUUAUUUUUAGUCUAAAGUUAUACUUAAUUUAUUUAAAUAAAGUUAUUUACAAAAAUAUACAAAAGGUGCAAUAAUAA
Molecule: messenger RNA, 1681 nt
Organism: Danaus plexippus (monarch butterfly)
Lineage: Eukaryota; Metazoa; Arthropoda; Insecta; Lepidoptera; Nymphalidae
Gene: Gdap1
Product: ganglioside-induced differentiation-associated protein 1
Exons: 5
Coding region: 165-1166 (333 amino acids)
Biological process (GO): mitochondrial fission; mitochondrial fusion
Cellular component (GO): mitochondrial outer membrane
Source: RefSeq, a predicted model, not a curated record